UUCCUAUAUGCCAACUUUGCCUCUUUAGUGGUUCCAUCUUUCGACGUUAUAUUGAAUUGAUAAUUGGUCACGUGAUAUUUCGUUAAAACUUAUACUUCAUAACUAUUGUUCAAAAUUAUGAAACCUGUCAAUUCUGUAAAUAAUGAAAAAUAUUGUUAUUAAUAUCAUGUAACAAGAAUGUUCCUUUUAAAAAAUUAUACAUAAAAAAAAUUAUAUUGCGAUAGAAAUGUUAACACCCCGUGAAUGAGGUUAGAGUUUUUAUAAAUUAAAAACCCGUCCAAUCUAGUAAAUUAUACAAAAUUUAUAAUACCAUAUUUGUAAUUAUCGAAGAUGCUAUCGUUAUAUAAAUAUUUAUUAUUAUCCUCCUCAUUGUCAUCCUUCGUUGACUUCUUUAAAAUAAUACAGUAUAAUGCUACGAAGUAAUCGAUUGUAUAACUUCUGAAAUAUAAUUCAUCAAAAUAACCUCAAAAUAAACAAUUGAACAAAUGUUUCUUGUAUAUAUGUGUAUGUGGGUGUGUCUAUAUAUAUACAUAUAAAGUUAUUUAACUUACAAGUAGUAUUGAAUUAAUUCGAUAUUGUAAGCCAUUUAAGACACUGUUACAAACAUAGUAAGUGACAAGUGAGGUUAGAGAAAGAAUUAGUCACGUGACUAUUCUAAAUACUCUUGCGAAACAACACAUACAUACUCACAACACAUAUAUGGUGAUAUUUCAUGACACCACACAGAGAACAUGGAAACUCAAUAAAUAUAGAUAGCUUAUAAACCCUAUCGAUAACAAACAGAAAGUUAACAGAUGCCUUCUUGAGUUAGAAUAGAAAUAUAUAAAAAAUGUGUAUACAUUAACGAUAAACAAAUUUUUUAAAUUACUAUUUUAUUUGAAGCAUCAUUUUGAUUCAUCAUAUACGUGUAUUAUUCAUUGACAGCAAUCUAUUGUAACAUUCUUAGGUUAUGUUGAUCUGUCAAAGUGUUUCUUUGUGUUUCGAUUAUUUGUCAAUAGAUAUAAAAAUUAAAAUUUAUAUAUAAAAUGGAAUGUGGACAUUUAAUUUUGAUUCCGAAGGUGGACAAUGUUGUAUUAAUUGACAAAAGUGAUGGUAAUAAUAAAAGUUUGGAAGGAACAUUAUGUAUUAGUAGCCAUAAUCUUAUCUUAUCAUCAAGACAAGGUGAUGAACAGGAAUUAUGGCUUAUAUAUAGGAAUAUCGAUGUAAUAGAAAAAAAAUUAAAUACUCAAAGUCCUGGAGGUAGUAUCAUAUUAAAAUGUAAAGAUUUUCGUGUACUUCAAUUGGAUAUUAAUUCUACCGACGAUUUAAUCAGCGUUAUGUUGUCUAUAGAAAGAUUAGCAUCAUUAGAACAAACACUUCAAUAUCCCUUUUUCUAUAGACCAAAAGCAACAAAUGUAAUACAAAUAGAAGAUGGAUGGACAGCAUUUGCUCCUGUUUCAGAAUGGUCUAGAUUAUUGGCUGCAUAUGCAGAUGAAUGGAGAAUCAGUUAUUUGAAUAUAGAUUACAAAGUUUGUAAUUCUUACCCAUCAGCUGUUAUAGUACCUAGACACAUAGAAGAUAAAGUUAUAAUAUCUUCUGCUAGUUUUCGAGAUGGCGGUAGAUUUCCUGUUUUAUGUUAUAGACAUGAAGGCGGGAGUGUUUUAUUACGUAGUAGUCAGCCAAUGUGCGGUGCUACUGGUAAAAGAUGUAAAGAAGAUGAAAGAUUAUUAAAUGCAGUUUUAGGUCCUGGAAGACGAGGGUAUAUAGUAGAUACAAGAUCUAUUACCCAAGCUCAAAGUUCAAGAGCUAAGGGUGGUGGUACAGAAAUGGAUGCUGCUUAUCCUCAAUGGAGAAAAGUGCAUAAAGCGGUGCCACGGCCUCAUGAUUUAGCAGACAGCUUUUUCAAAUUAAUAGAGGCUUGUAAUGAUGUAACUAGUUCUACAUCACAAUGGUUGUCUAGACUUGAAAGCAGUGGAUGGUUAACUGCCAUUCAAAGUGCUUUAAAUGCUGCUUGCGUAACUGCUCAGUGUCUUCAUCAGGAAGUUGCAGCUGUAUUAGUUCAUGGAAGUACAGGUAGAGAUUCAACAUUAGUUGUAACAAGUUUGGCACAAGCAAUAUUAAAUCCUGAUUGUCGUACCGUACGUGGUUUACAAGCUCUUAUAGAACGAGAAUGGUUACAAGCUGGUCAUCAAUUUUUUACUCGUACACGACAUGGACCAUAUCAUCCUUCUCAUUCUCAAAGUCCAACACAUGCUCCAACAUUCUUACUUUUUCUCGAUUGUCUUUACCAGCUUUAUUAUCAAUUUCAAUUUAGUUUCGAAUAUAAGGUGGAUUUAUUGAUAGAAUUGUAUAAACAUAGCUACUGUUCAGAAUACGGAACAUUUUUAGGUGAUUCAGAAGCAGAAAGAGUUCAACUUCAAUUGUCUGAACAUACUUAUAGCUUAUGGUCCUACAUGAAUCAACCAGAAGUAUUAGAAAAAUGGUUAAAUCCUUUGUAUGAUCCAAAUCCUGGAGUUAUUUGGCCUAGUGUUGCACCUAUCAGUAUUCAAUUAUGGAAAGAACUUUACCUUGCACACACCAGUGCUUCGUCCUGGAAUGGUGCUCUUUCUUGUGCAAAACAAAUAAAACAGAAUCAUUUAGCUGUGAAAAAAGUAGCUGUCCAGUUACAUGCACAAAUUAAACGUGCAUUAGAGGAAAUUCAAGAAGAUCCUGAUAUGUCUUUCGAUUUUGAUAUUCAGGAAGAACACACUCUUGUAGCACAAUUAAGUUUAGAAUCGCAAAGCACUUGAUAUAAAUUAUAAUGAUCUGAGAAGAAAAAAAAAAAAAAAGAAAACUUCAUAUUGUCCUAAUAUUUUGUAAAUUUAAUCUUAUCUGAUAUAAUGUUAAUGAAUAAGUAAUUGUCACAUUUGCAAAUAGAUCCAUAUUCAUACCUCAUUAUACAAUCAUACAAUUAUAUUUAUUUAAUUAAUAUCUUUUUUACACUUUGAUUAUUUCUGAAAUAUAGUUUAUUAUCUUUUAUGAAGAUUUUAAAAAAGAAAUAGGUAUGAGCGUGGCUCUAAAAAGAACUUUCCGUAAUAUAAAUAUAUGAACAUUUUAGCAAUAUAUUUGACAAUUAUAUUGUAAACUUUAUAAUAUUUAAAAGGUCUUCAUAUUUAAUGUACUUAUCUAUGCAAAAAAAAAAUAAUUAGGGAAACGACAAUGGAUUAAAGGACAAACGAAUUGUGAUAUUUUAAAUAUCAUUUUAAUUUUAUAAUACGUACAUAACAAAAUUUAGUAAUCGCUUAUUUUUUUUUUUGUUUUUUUUUUUUUUUGUUUUUCAACGAAACAAAUAACAUUUUGAUUGACAAAGUUACACGAAAUAUAUACAUAUAUAUAUAUAUAUAUAUAUAUAUACAUAUACAUAUACAUAUACAUAGUUAUUAAUAAAGUAGUAAAACGUAUAAUCGUCCUUCAAAUUAUUUAUUUGAAGGUACGUAGUAUAGUAGUACAAAGUUUUAAGAAUAUAAGCAAGUUUUUACCGUUAUUUCGGUGGGAGAGGUUAAGGGGGUAGGAUUGAUGUUUCGAAGGGAAAGGGGAGAAGAUUGGAGGGGAACACGGCAGGUGUUCAUACACAAAGAAACUGAAAGGAAUCCCACGGCCAUCGGCUUGAGUUGUGAGAAUCUUUCGUUUACGUGUUAGAUCUCCUGAUGUUAUCUCGGGAAGAAUCAGACACCACUAACUCCGUCAGCAGUCACAACGUAGAAUGAUGCGUUUGUAAACGGUGUUAUGGUAGAAAUUAUGGUAGGGGAAUCGAGAGAAGGGGACUUGGAGGUUUACCCUCCCUACUUCUUCGACCAGUAAACCCUUAGAAGUGGGAGAAAGGCUCCUUCAGAAUCACACAAAGAAAGAUUUACACGGAACGUCUCGCUUGGAAUUAAAUGAUAUUGCAGACAUUGUGAAAUCAUUAUAGAGUGUAUGUCUUUCAGUCUGAAGUUACUACAUUAAUCUUUAAAUUCGUUUCAUUUAUUUAAAUAUAUAUACAUAUUUAUAUCGAAAUUUUCCUAAUAAUUUUAACACACGGUUCACAUCAAGAUCAAAACUUUAAUAUUCUGGAAAAAACAAUAUUAAAUAUAUUUGUUGGAGUGUGUGAAACAUGUAUAUAAACAUACAAGUUUUUCGUUGUUUACUUAUUUCUCUCUCUUUCUCUCUCUUUCUUUACGUAAAGUAAAUAAUGACUAGAAUUAUCACUAAGCAUGUUAAAAGCAUACCACAGAAUAAAAUAAAUCCAUCUUGACGA
This is a messenger RNA of Vespa velutina, 4255 nucleotides long. Its product is annotated as myotubularin-related protein 9. Gene Ontology annotation, biological process: negative regulation of autophagy. The coding region runs from base 1026 to 2768 and encodes 580 amino acids. The record is from RefSeq and is a predicted model, not a curated record. Lineage: Eukaryota; Metazoa; Arthropoda; Insecta; Hymenoptera; Vespidae. The transcript is spliced from 8 exons.